GCACGCUGUUAAAUUCAGUAUUAAGUCUGCAAUAGUAGUGUAUGUGUGUGUUUGUGGAAAAUAUAGUUCAGUGCUAUUUCUGUGAUUUGAAUGUAGUGUGAAUAUUUGUAUAAAACAACCAAAUUACUAAUGAAAGGAUAAAAUCGUGCGCAUGCACAUAUUAAAAAUCGUAUCUUCAUUGUUUUAUCUUAACAAUUGAACAACUGUUCAUUAUCUAAUGCCUUACUAAAGUUGUAUUCGUCGCUGAUCUCAUAUAAAACAAUUAAAUAGUAAUUCUGUAAUAGAGAAAUUAAAUAUAAGGUAUAUUAAACGUGAAUGUAUUUAAAAAAAAAUUAUGGUAAUAUCUAGCAAUGGAUUACAAAUAAUGCCAUACGAAUAAAUACAAGCUAUAUCUAACGAUACGUAUAAUAACGAUAGCCUGAUAAUAAAUACGUGUAUAUCAAGCAGGAAAAUAUCGUGACGAUAAAGUCUAGUACUCCUCCAAAGCUAACAACAUGCAAACAUCAAAGUUACGCCCGGUGUUUUGUUUGUUAAUCAACAAAAAUUUUACCAGGAAUAUAACUGUUAACAAUACUGUGGUAAAAGAAACUGAGGAGACAAUACCUCAGGGUAAACCAUGGCGGGAAAUACCAUCACUACCAUCGUUGCCCAUUAUUGGCCAACUUCACCAUUUACUACCUGGAGGCUUCUUGUACAAUCUAUCAUCAAUGGAAUUCAUGACAAAAAUGAACAAAACUUAUGGCCCUAUAACUAGAUUCGAUCCUCUAUUUGGUGCUCCACCACUUAUAAUUCUUUUUGACGCAGAAAGUAGCGCACAAAUUCUUCGAGGAGAAAACUGGAUGCCAGAAAGACCAGGAUUUUUAUCACUACAGUAUUACAGGAAUUCUUACAAGAAAAACAAAUCUGAGUUAGCUGGACUCCUGACUGAUCAUGGAGAAAAAUGGAAGAAGUUUAGAUCUAUGGUCAAUCCUGCUAUGCUGCAACCAAAGACUAUAAAACUGUACAGUGAGACCCUCGAUGAAGUUGCGCAAGAUAUGAUUACCAGAUUAAAAUCAUUACGUGGAGAAGACAAUACAAUUAAAAGUAAAUUAGACGUCGAAAUAAAUUUAUGGUCAUUGGAAUCUAUCGGAGUCGUUGCACUGGGAGAUCGCCUUAACUGCUUAGAUCCAAAUUUACCAGAAAACUCGCCUGCAAGGAAACUCAUUAACGUUGUUCACGAUUUCUUUACAGUAUCCGAAGCAUUAGAUUUCAAACCAAGUCUUUGGAGAUACAUCUCAACGCCUAUCUUCAAGAGAGCAAUGAAAGUAUAUGAAGAUCAAGAAAAUUUGACCAAAUACUUUGUGGAUGAAGCGAUAAAAAAACUUAAAACGAAGAAUGCCAAUGCAGAUGAAGAAAGAGGCGUCCUAGAGAAACUACUUGAAAUAGACGAAACUGUCGCACAUAUUAUGGCAUGUGACAUGUUAUUUGCUGGUGUAGAUACGACUGGCAACUCAGUUCUCUUUAUGCUUUAUUUACUCGCAUCAAAUCCUGAAAAGCAGGAUAAAUUGAGAGAAGAAAUAAGGUCACAACAUGAGACAAGGCCGUACUUAAAAGCUUGCAUUAAGGAAUCUAUGAGGUUAAUGCCAGUCGUAUCUGGAAAUUUGAGAAAAACGACCAAGGAAUAUAAUGUGUUGGGUUAUAACAUACCUAAAGGUAUGUUUGUCACGUUCGCUCAUGAAAUUAUGUCUUCAAUGGAAACUUACUACCCUAGACCCAAGGAGUUCAUCCCAGAGAGAUGGCUUGUAGGGAAAGAAGAUCCUUUGUACUACGGUAAUGCUCAUCCAUUCACCACCAGCCCAUUCGGAUUUGGUGUUCGCGGAUGUAUAGGACGUCGCAUCGCCGAGUUGAAGAUAGAAACAUUCAUAGCAAGGCUGGUACAAAACUUUAAAGUGGAAUGGUUCGGACCACCGCUUAACAUAAAGAAUUCAUCAUUGAACUACGCUUCUGGACCUUUUAAUUUUAUUUUUAAAGACGUCUAAUCAUUUGUCCACUGUUUUUGGGCUAUCAGUAAAUUUUAAUAGAAUAUAAUGUAUCAUAAAGAUACUUGAUGAAAUAUUUUAAAAAAUUAUUAUUUAUUAAGCUAAUACUUUUAUUUACAUUACAUUGUACAAAUAAUAGAUGUAUGGAAAAAUAUAAUUAGAACAUUCAAAGUGCAUUCAGAGAUAAGUCUAUAGUACAAACAUAAAAUAUAAUACCUACACGUACUAAUAUUUAAACGUGGUAAUGAUGACAAACAAAACGUGAGUAAUAUUUGUCGUCGUUACAACGCAUCGGAAUAUUUGUUUUUCGUUAUUAAACAGCGAUAACGAAAAACAUAAAUAUCCGUUUUAUUAUUUUUAAAAUCAGAAUAUAUUUGUUCUGUUUUUUUUUUAUUAUUAUUAAAAUGAACAAUUUUGUAUGUACAUAAUUUGUAUAAUAACUAAAAUGUUAUGAUAUCUUCACCAAUUUUAAAAAUACUUUUGUAAUCAUUAUUUACAAAAAUUUUAUUUAUUUCUAUUUUUAAUUUAUAAAUUAUUAAUAAUAAUUUAAUUAAUAAAUUAUUCGCUAAUGUUUAUUUAUGAACAAUGAUCAGUUUGAAGUGUUGCUUUAUAACAACACCAUUUGUAACACAAUUAUUGCAUCUUCGUUAUCAAACGAUCAUUAUAUUUUUAAAUGAAAUAACUA
Galleria mellonella (greater wax moth) is the source of this 2703-nucleotide messenger RNA. RefSeq names its product cytochrome P450 CYP12A2-like. Bases 495 to 2018 code for a protein of 507 amino acids. Lineage: Eukaryota; Metazoa; Arthropoda; Insecta; Lepidoptera; Pyralidae. Gene Ontology annotation, molecular function: iron ion binding; oxidoreductase activity, acting on paired donors, with incorporation or reduction of molecular oxygen; heme binding. The transcript has 10 exons. The record is from RefSeq and is a predicted model, not a curated record.